GAGGGAGGAAGCCGGUCGCCGAGCAGUCAGGGGACCGAGGAGGGGGACGCGGCAGCCCGCAGCGAGACGGAGCCGGCCCCGGUCUCAGCGGUGGCCCUGGCGGGCGGCGGGGACUCGACCCCGGGCGGCGGCGGCGGCGGCGGCGGCAUGUCGGGCCAGAGCGCGGUGAGCGACCCCCAGCACGCCGCCCGCCUGCUGCGGGCCCUCAGCUCCUUCCGCGAGGAGAGCCGCUUCUGCGACGCGCACCUGGUGCUGGAGGGCGAGGAGAUCCCCGUGCAGAAGAACAUCCUGGCGGCCGCCAGCCCCUACAUCAGAACAAAAUUGAACUAUAAUCCUCCAAAGGAUGAUGGAUCUACAUAUAAGAUUGAACUUGAAGGGAUAUCUGUCGAAAUCAUGAGAGAGAUACUGGAUUACAUCUUCAGUGGGCAGAUCAGGCUAAAUGAAGACACUAUCCAAGAUGUUCUGCAGGCAGCUGAUCUCCUGCUUCUUACAGAUCUUAAAACUCUGUGCUGUGAGUUUUUAGAAGGUUGUAUAGCUGCUGAGAACUGUAUUGGUAUUCGGGACUUUGCACUGCACUAUUGUUUGCGUCACGUUUAUUACCUUGCCUCGGAGUAUCUGGAAACUCACUUCCGAGAUGUCAGCAGCACAGAGGAGUUCCUGGAACUGAGUCCCCAAAAACUGAAAGAAGUGCUAUCCCUGGAAAAGCUGAAUGUUGGAAAUGAAAAAUAUGUAUUUGAAGCAGUAAUUAGAUGGAUCUCCCAUGAUUCAGAAUUAAGAAAGGUUCACCUGAAGGAUGUCAUGUCAGCAGUGUGGGUUUCAGGAUUAGAUUCAACUUAUUUGCGUGAGCAAAUGAUGAGCGAACCACUGGUACGGGAGAUUGUCAAAGAAUGUAGCAACAUUCCACUCACUCCACCACAGCAGGGGGAGGCAAUGUUAGCUUCUUUCAAACCCAGAGGUUAUUCCGAGUGUAUAGUGACUGUUGGUGGUGAAGAAAGAGUGUCACGGAAGCCAACAGCUGUGAUGCGAUGCAUGUGCCCUCUUUAUGAUCCUAAUAGGCAACUCUGGAUUGAACUUGCCCCUAUGAGCAUUCCAAGAAUCAACCAUGGGGUACUCUCAGCAGAAGGAUUUUUGUUUGUACUUGGAGGUCAAGAUGAAAAUAAGGAAACUCUGAGCUCUGGAGAAAAAUAUGAUCCUGAUACCAAUUCAUGGAGUUCCUUGCCACCAAUGAAUGAGGCACGGCAUAAUUUUGGUUUGGUAGAGAUUGAUGGAAUUCUGUAUAUUCUGGGAGGUGAGGAUAGAGAAAGGGAGCUACGCUCUAUGGAGUGCUAUGACAUUUAUAACAAGACCUGGACCAAGCAGCCAGAUCUGACCAUGGUUAGAAAGAUUGGCUGCUAUGCAGCUAUGAAGAAGAAAAUCUAUGCCAUGGGCGGAGGCUCCUAUGGAAAACUGUUUGAAUCUGUUGAGUGUUACGACCCUAGGACUCAGCAAUGGACAGCCAUCUGUCCACUAAAAGAGAGAAGAUUUGGGGCAGUGGCAUGUGGAGUUGCCUCAGAGCUUUACGUGUUUGGUGGAGUCAGAAGUCGUGAUGAUAAUCAGGCCAGUGAGAUGGUGACAUGCAAAUCUGAAUUCUAUCAUGAUGAGUUUAAAAGGUGGAUUUAUCUAAAUGAUCAGAACUUAUGCAUCCCAGCCAGUUCUUCCUUUGUGUAUGGAGCUGUACCUAUUGGAGCCAGUAUUUAUGUCAUUGGAGAUCUUGAUACAGGUACCAAUUAUGACUACGUUAGAGAGUUUAAAAGGAGCACAGGAACUUGGCACCAUACUAAACCAUUAUUUCCAUCAGACCUUCGCCGCACUGGCUGCGCAGCCUUGCGGAUUGCAAACUGCAAGCUUUUCCGACUGCAGCUUCAGCAAGGAUUGUUCCGUAUUCGUGUUCCUUCUCCAUGAUUAGUCCUCUAAAAAUGGAAGAGAUGGGAAGAACCUGACACAGUCCACCAUAACAUAGCUUUAUAUAAGGAAAAACAAAGCUAUUGCAACUGAAACUUACAUUAUAUGCUGUGCUUUGGUAUGGUAUCUGUUUUUGUUUGUUUUAAAAUGCUUAAAAAC
This is a messenger RNA of Trachemys scripta elegans, 2100 nucleotides long. It is a transcript of the gene GAN, whose product is annotated as gigaxonin. Gene Ontology annotation, biological process: cytoskeleton organization. The transcript has 11 exons. Bases 148 to 1941 code for a protein of 597 amino acids. The record is from RefSeq and is a predicted model, not a curated record. Gene Ontology annotation, molecular function: protein binding. Lineage: Eukaryota; Metazoa; Chordata; Testudines; Emydidae.